CUUAGCUGAUUUCAGUCUGAGCCAACACCGGCUGCUGCUACCCAGGCCAGGCCAGGUCACUGACAGAGAUCCUGCCUGCCACCGCUGGGUCAAGAAAUGGCUAGCAAUUUCACUACCCUGACACCUCUGCAGGGAAAUGACUGUGACCUUUACGCACACCACCACACAGCCAGCAUAGUGAUGCCCCUGCAUUAUAGCCUCGUCUUCAUCAUCGGGCUGGUAGGAAACCUACUGGCCUUGGUCGUCAUUGUCCAGAACAGGAAAAAAAUCAACUCCACCACCCUCUAUUCCACAAAUCUGGUGAUUUCUGACAUCCUUUUCACCACGGCUUUGCCGACGCGGAUAGCCUACUAUGCGCUGGGCUUUGACUGGCGGAUGGGCGACGUCUUGUGCAGGAUAACGGCUCUGGUGUUCUACAUCAACACUUACGCAGGGGUGAACUUCAUGACCUGCCUGAGCAUCGACCGCUUCGUGGCCGUGGUGCACCCUCUCCGCUACCACACGAUGAAGAGAAUCGAACACGCCAAAGCCGUGUGCAUAUGUGUCUGGAUUCUAGUCUUUGCCCAAACUCUCCCCCUACUCAUCAGCCCCAUGUCAAAGCAGGAGGCUGAAAGGACCACUUGCAUGGAGUACCCCAAUUUUGAAGAGACACAGUCUCUUCCCUGGAUUCUCCUGGGCGCGUGUUUUGUGGGAUACGUGCUUCCCCUCAUGAUCAUCCUCAUCUGCUACUCGCAGAUCUGCUGCAAACUCUUCAGAACUGCCAAACAAAACCCACUCGCGGAGAAGUCCGGUGUGAACAGAAAGGCGCUCAACACCAUCAUUUUCAUCAUUGUUGUGUUUGUGCUCUGCUUCACGCCCUACCACGUGGCAAUCAUCCAACACAUGAUCAAGAAGCUUCGCUUCCCUGACCUCCUUGAGUGCCACCAAAGACACUCGUUCCAGAUUUCUCUGCACUUCACAGUGUGCUUGAUGAACUUCAACUGCUGCAUGGACCCUUUCAUAUAUUUCUUUGCAUGUAAAGGGUACAAGAGAAAGGUCAUGAAGAUGCUGAAACGUCAAGUCAGCGUAUCGAUUUCCAGUGCAGUGAGGUCAGCCCCCGAAGAAAAUUCACAUGAAAUGACAGAGUCGCAGAUGAUGAUACACUCCAAGACUUCUAAUGGAAAGUAAAGGGACUGCAUCCUCCUGGACUCAGCAUGAACUCUGCAGGACUUCUCUCCCAGAGCAAAACAACUAUGCAGUUUCCAAUCAGGAUUCCUUUCAAAUGGACACUAUUUCCCACUGCCAACUUGGAUGAAUUGAUUGAGAAACAUCAAGCUCGAGCUCAAGAGAACAGCAUGAAGCCAGUUCUAAUUCAUAAAUGAAAUAAUACAUCAAAAGGAAGCUCUCUAAAUAACUCUUGAAGAAAAAUUUUACAUUAAUACAAACUCAAACAUUAUUAUUAUUUCCUACCAGUAAUGUGCCAAAGAGACUGAUUAGAUUGUAUAUUGUCAGUGUAAAAAUGUUAAUAUUGUAAUAUAUUUUUGGUAACGGAUUUCUUAAAUACAUACUUCCUUCAAUUUUAGAUUUUUGUCUCCUCAAUAACAUGGUUUUUCUUUUGUUCUGAGUCAUAACCGUUUCAAAGAACACUUCUGGAAUAAAGAGCAGGAAGCUACAAAUUAUGAAUAUGUCCCUCACUGUUCACCACCAAC
Molecule: messenger RNA, 1688 nt
Organism: Sciurus carolinensis (gray squirrel)
Lineage: Eukaryota; Metazoa; Chordata; Mammalia; Rodentia; Sciuridae
Product: G-protein coupled receptor 183
Exons: 2
Coding region: 97-1167 (356 amino acids)
Biological process (GO): G protein-coupled receptor signaling pathway
Cellular component (GO): membrane
Molecular function (GO): G protein-coupled receptor activity; oxysterol binding
Source: RefSeq, a predicted model, not a curated record